UUUACAUUAUUAGACUGUACAAUACAUGAAUAUAAUAUUCUAGUAAACAAUACAUUGUUUAUUAAACUAAUCUAGUGGCAUCAUAAACAACAUACACAUCAUUAUAUUGUGCAGCUGUUUGCAAAAAAGGAGAACAAAAACACAAAUUCAUAUAAAAUAUUUAAAUACAUGCAGAAAAUGAAUUAAAUAUAAAUAAAUAUUACUUAUACUGUAUAUUUUCUUUUCAUAUAGAUGACCCCAUCUUUUUUUUUAAAGAGAGAGAGAGAUAUGUUACAGUAGUCAGUAAGUUGUGGUCUACGCUUUUCUUUUUUCUUUUAACAUCUGUAUACUUGCUGUUUAUUGCAGUGCCGCUCCGCAGUCUUUACCAUUUACUUUAUAUACAGAUGGUCAUCACCAAGAAACAAAGUCAUGGCUUCAAAAACAUAUCUAUAAUCGACGUAUAUCUCGGCCCACUGAGGCAAAACAGAGCAUGAUGUAUUUCAAUACAACUCAUUUGGCUCUGGACUUAAUGUUAACUGGCACUAUACAGUUAAUUAUUGUGUUGCCUGUUUACUGUGCUGUUCUGAUGUUGUUUCCUCGUUGAUACAAUUAGUCAUCUCUCAAAAAUGUGGUAUGACCUGCCAAAGAUUGUAGGAGUGGCUUGUGAGCUCUCUUUAAGGGUGUGCAUGAAAUAAUUAAAUGAACAUUCUUCUCAUUAUUCGUGAACACAGAAGCAGAACAUCAACAAAACAUAACACACUACCACAAUUUGAAAAGAGAUAUAUAAAUGUAUCAAGUAUCUUAGUAAUACAAUAAAGUCACCAAUAGGAUACUUUAUUUGAAGUUAUUUGUAAUACAACUUUAAGGAGUGAAACAUUCUGUCCAAAUCAACGAGCAUCGAUGAUGGGGAAAGUGGCUAAAAUGAGCCCGUGGGGAUUUAUGCACAAUAUGAUUUGAAACAGAAUUCAUGUCAGUGACUCGACGCAGCUGGUGUUGCAGUUUAAUGUCGGUUAGAAGGCUGAAGUGGUUGUGUUCAGUCGGAACGCAGAGGUUUAAUGGCGAGUUGUAAAGUUGAAUUCAACUCGCUGUGAACAGGAACUCCGAUGCGCUCAUAGCCGUAUAAGCAACGUCGUAACUCACACGUUUAGUUUAUCUUUUAAGUGUGCCCCAUGGUUUCUAAAUGCUUAAGCGCUCACUCUUAUACGACCUCCAUAUCAAACUAAUCCAACACUAAAGCGAGAAUAGAGGAAAGAAGCAUUACAAUCAUGUAAACCACACGUAUAGAAAUCCAUUCAUACUUUUAUUUUGAAGGGGAACAAACGGAAUUGGAAGUCAACUUGCUGCUGCCUUCACACUUCUGUUUCUCGGUGUAAAAUCGAUAAGUGAUUGGCAUUCCUGAUUAUUUUGGAAGUAUAUUAACGGGCUCCCAGAAGGGCUCGUCAUGGCAUUGAAAAGGAGAAGGGCGACAUCCCCCUCUAGCAGUGUGAGUGGAGGCGAUUUUGACGAUAGCCAGACUUCAUCGUUAAUGUCUUCAAUUGGGAGAAAGAGGAAAAGGACCUCAAACAUUCCAACUGUGGAUCCUAUUGCUGUUUGUCAUGAACUGUAUAAUACAAUCAGAGAUUACAAGGAUGAUCAGGGCAGGAUGUUGUGUGAGCUGUUCAUCAGAGCCCCCAAACGAAGGAAUCAACCAGAUUAUUAUCAUGUGGUGUCUCAGCCUAUUGACAUGAUGAAGAUCCAGCAGAAAUUAAAGAUGGAGGAGUAUGACGAUGUUGAACAACUCACUCGUGACUUUCAACUGUUAUUCAACAAUGCAAAAACAUAUUACAAGUCUGACAGUCCUGAAUACAAGGCAGCCUGUAAACUUUGGGAUCUUUACCUGCGAACCAAAAAUGAAUUUGUUCACCGAGGCGAUUAUGAUGAUGAUGAGGAAGAUGGAUACGAUGCAAACGACAACCCCGGGGGGUCGACUGAGGAUGAGGCUGCACCUACCUGUUUGAAAGAAGUCCUUGAGCAGCUUCUUGAUGCCGUGGUGUCUUACACUGAGCCCACUGGCCGUCUGGUCAGCGAGCUGUUUCAGAAGCUUCCAUCCAAAAUGCAAUACCCGGAUUAUUUUGCCAUCAUUAAGGAACCAAUAGAUCUGAAAAUCGUUGCUCAAAAGAUUCAAUUGAGCAACUACAGGAGUGUGAGUGCCAUGGCUAAAGACAUAGAUUUGCUGGUCAAGAAUGCCAAAGCCUACAAUGAGCCUGGAUCGCAAGUGUUUAAGGAUGCAAACACCAUCAAAAAGAUUUUUGCACAAAAGAAGUCUGAGAUGGAACAUGGCGAACCAAUCAAGUCCAGCAUUCGUAUUAGAAGAUCUGCCCAGGGAGACCGCCUCUCAGCUAUCACCAUGGCUCUUCAGUACGAAAGUGAUGAGGAAGGCAUACUCUCGGGUUCUGUCCACUACGAUGAGGGUGAAUCUGAAGCAGAGAGUAUGACCUCUAACAUGGACAUGAAUAAUCCCAUCUUCCAGCUCUAUGAGGCUGUGCGAGGUGCCAGGAACAGCCAGGGCCAGUUGCUCUCUGAGCCUUUCCUGCAGCUGCCCUCCAGGAAGGACUACCCCGACUACUACCACCAGAUCGGCCAACCCAUCUGCCUCCUACAGAUCAAGAACAAGAUGAAGAACAAUGAGUAUGAGAGUGUGGAGCAUAUUGACUCUGAUCUGAUGCGGAUGUUUGAGAAUGCCAAACGCUACAAUGUUCCUCACUCCUCCAUCUACAAACGUGCACUCAAACUCCAACACGUCCAACAGAUGAAGAGAAAGGAGCUGUUGCAGAGAGAUGAUGACGAUGGAGACAGCAUGCUCUCCUCUGCCACGUCUGACACCAGCAGCACAAAAAGAAAAAGUCAGAAGAAUACAAAGAAAAACCGAAUGAAAGCUCUCUUUGCUGCUGUGGCUGAGGCACGAGAAGCUGGAACUGGACGCAGACUGUGUGACCUCUUCAUGGUCAAGCCCUCGAAGAAGGACUAUCCUGACUACUACAAGGUCAUCCUGGAACCAAUGGACCUCAGGAACAUUGAGCACAACAUCCGCUCAGACAAGUACAUGACUGAAGAUGCAAUGGUGGAGGAAAUGAAGCUGAUGUUCCGCAAUGCUCGACACUACAAUGAAGAAGGCUCCCAGGUCUACAACGAUGCUGACAUUCUAGAGAAGAUUAUGAAAGACAGACGCAGGGAUCUUGGUCCAGUGACGGAUGAUGAUGACAUAAUGUCCCCAAAGUUAAAAAUAAGAAAGAACAGUAUUACACUGAAGAAGUCCAAGUACUUAACACCCUUACAGCAGAAGCUGAAUGAGCUUUAUGAGGCCGUCAAGAACUUCACAGAUAAACGGGGCCGUCGCCUCAGCACAAUCUUCCUACGGCUGCCGUCUCGUGCCGAGCUUCCCGACUACUACAUUGCCAUCAAGAAACCUGUGGACAUGGAGAAGAUCAAGAGCCACAUGUUGGCUAAUAAGUACCAGGAUGUUGAUGCACUGGUGGAGGACUUGGUGCUCAUGUUCAACAAUGCCUGUACCUACAACGAGCCUGAGUCUCUGAUAUACCGCGACGCUCUCAUGCUGCACAGGGUGCUGUUAGAGACGAGGCGUGACCUCGAGGGAGGAGAUGAUGUCCAUGUUCCUGAUGUGCCCCGCCUCAUCCAGGAUCUUAUCCGCAGCCUCUUUGUCUCUGUGUUCGGCCACCAAGAUGAUGAGGGCCGCUGCUACAGUGAUUCACUCGCUGAGAUUCCCGCCCUAGAUCCCUCAAAUCCUGAGAAGCCACCACUCAACUUUGAGAUUAUCAGGACUAAUGCAGAUCGAGGCUGUUAUAAGAGGCUGGAUGUGUUUCAGGACCACAUGUUUGAAGUGCUGGAAAAGGCUCGACGACUGAAUAGGACCGAUUCUGAGAUCUUUGAAGAUGCUGUGGAACUGCAGCAGUUCUUCAUCCGAAUCAGAGACGAGCUGUGUAAGAACGGAGAGAUCUUGAUGUCUCCUGCUCUCAGCUACACCUCCAAACAUCUGCAUAGUGAUGUGGAAAAGGAGAAGAAAGAGAAGCUCCCCAAGGAGUUUGAGGAGGACAAAAUCAAAAGGGAGGAGGAAAAAAAAGAAGCUGAGAAGAGAGAGGACUCUGUUGGAGGAUCAUGGCAGUCGAGCCUGCAACGCACAUACAGCCAGGACUGCAGCUUCAAGGACAGCAUGUACCACGUGGGAGACUAUGUUUAUGUGGAGCCGGCACAGCCAAACCUCCAGCCUCAUAUCAUCUACAUUGAACGCCUUUGGCAAGACGAUACUGGUGAGAAGUGGCUGUACGGCUGCUGGUUCUACAGACCAAAUGAAACAUUCCAUCUCGCCACAAGGAAGUUCUUGGAGAAGGAAGUUUUUAAAAGCGACUAUUACAACAAAGCUCCUGUCAGCAAGAUUCUUGGCAAAUGUGUGGUCAUGUUUGUAAAGGAGUACUUCAAACUUCACCCAGAAGGCUUCAGAACUGAGGAUGUCUACAUCUGUGAAUCGCGCUACUCUGCCAAGUCCAAGUCUUUCAAGAAGAUCAAGAUGUGGGCCAUGCCCUUGAGCUCUGUUCGGUUUCAUCCCAGAGAGGUCCCCCUACCCGUUGUCCGUGUAGCGUCCAUGUUUGCCACCAAACAAGAGGAGAAACCGCCAGAGAUAGUGGAUGAAAUCAAAAUGCCAGAUGGUAUUGUAGACAAGGAGAAGGAGGAUGUUCCAAUGGAAAUGACCAAUGGGGAGCCAGGGUGUCAGUACCAUGAGCAGCUCAGCUACAACAACCUGUGGCUGAAAGUGGGAGACUGUGUUUACAUAGGUUCACAUGGACUUGUGCGCCACCGCGUGGGCAGAAUUGAGAAAAUGUGGAUGAGAGAUGGAGCAGGCUACUUCUUUGGUCCAAUCUUCAUCCAUCCAGAGGAAACAGAGCAUGAGCCCACUAAGAUGUUCUACAAGAAGGAAGUAUUCCUUAGCAACCUUGAGGAGACUUGCCCGAUGACCUGCAUCAUAGGGAAGUGUGUGGUGUCGUCCUUCAAAGACUACAUGUCGUGUCGGCCAACUGAAGUGCCUGAAGAGAACGUUCUACUCUGUGAGAGCCGCUAUAUCGAGAGUGAGAAGCAGAUGAAGAAGUUUAAGGGUCUUAAGCGCUUUUCACUCUCUGGGAAAGUGGUGGAAGAUGAAAUUUACUAUUUUAGGAAGGUCAUCGUGCCCCAGAAGGAGCCUUCCCCUCUGCUGGACAAGAAAAUUGAGAAACUGGAGGCUAAGUUUGCUGAUAUGACAGAUGAGGAGCUGGAGGAUCUUGGGGAUGACGAUGGCGAGCUAGGGGACCAGUCUCGCCUUCGAAAGCAAUCUUCCAUGUCUAGUGACAUUGAUAUCAUGCCUUACACUCCCCCACAGUCCACACCAAAAUCUAUGAAGGGUCUUUCAAAGAAGGAGGGCUCAAAGCGAAAGAUCAACAUGAGCGGCUACAUCCUGUUCAGCAGUGAGAUGCGAGCAGUCAUCAAAGCCCAACACCCAGACUUCUCCUUUGGGGAGCUGAGUCGCCUCGUUGGCACUGAGUGGAGAAACCUGGAGGGUUCCAAGAAAGCAGAAUAUGAAGAGCGAGCCGCUAAAUUGGCAGAGCAGCAGGAGCGUGACAGGGCCCAGCAUCAGACGUCCCCUAGAGCAGGUACCCCAGUAGGGGCACUGGUGGGGGUAGUGCCUCCCCCAAUAACCAUGGGGAUGCUAAAUCCUAACAUGAUGCAUGCGUCAGAAGGUAUGAUGCUCCCGUGGGGCCUCGGUGAAGGCAUGGUUAGUAUGACUGGCAUGCUACCACAUCUCAUGGGGGGGCCUGUUUUCCCUCAACAUCUCCUCCCUGUUAUGCCUGGGUUCCCUGGAAUGCCGUACUUUGGAGGCAUGGGAGGUGGUCCCGGAAACAUUCAUGGAUCCCAGAUGGGCCAAGGACAGCAGGCUCCGCCACCGUACCCAGGUCAGAUGGGACAACCCGCACACCAGCAGCCCUCCACCCCGAUGUUUGUGUCCCCUCCAGCCAAGUCUCAGCGGCUGCUCCACUCUGAGGCCUACCUCAGAUACAUCGAGGGCUUAUCUGCAGAGUCCUCUACCAUCAGCAAGUGGGAUCAAGCUCUCUCAGUUCAAAAACAAGAUGUGCGCCUCACUAAAGAGCAAGAAAGCAGACUACCAUCGCAUUGGCUGAAGAGUAAGGGCGCACACAAGACAAUGGCAGAUGCACUUUGGCGACUGCGUGACCUGAUGCUCCGAGACACCCUCAAUAUUCGUCAGACGCACAACCUGUAGCAUGCUUGUAUUCUGAGCCUCUGUUCCCACUGCUCCUGUGAGACAGGAAGAGGGCCAAGCUCACUAAUAGUGUUCAAUUUGUUCUGUUGUUUCAACAAUGUUUGUACCUAUGAAAGCUGCUUUCUGUUCUUGAAGCUGUUUUUUGUUUUACAUUUCAGAUAUAUUGUUCUAAGUGCAUUAUUGUCAAUAGCUGUCGUUUCGUGAUGAAUGCCUUCAUGCUUUCACAAUUAAAAUGUGUAGAGCUCAA
This is a messenger RNA of Pseudoliparis swirei, 6527 nucleotides long. Its product is annotated as protein polybromo-1-like. Gene Ontology annotation, biological process: chromatin remodeling. The transcript is spliced from 30 exons. Gene Ontology annotation, molecular function: chromatin binding; protein binding. Gene Ontology annotation, cellular component: RSC-type complex. Bases 1421 to 6280 code for a protein of 1619 amino acids. Lineage: Eukaryota; Metazoa; Chordata; Actinopteri; Perciformes; Liparidae. The record is from RefSeq and is a predicted model, not a curated record.